Messenger RNA from Phaedon cochleariae (mustard beetle), 4223 nucleotides. The record is from the annotation of a GenBank genome assembly. Lineage: Eukaryota; Metazoa; Arthropoda; Insecta; Coleoptera; Chrysomelidae.
GUUUUCGAUUUCAGUCUUCAUGAAGUAACGUUGAUAAAUCUGUGGAGUGAGUAAACGAACUAUUUUAUUAUCCAUACUUGAAAAACAUCGUUUGCUUGUGUAGUGCAGUGAUUUUCGGGAGAUUUCCAUUUAUGGAUGCUGAAUAAUAAGCUCGAUAAACGGAAAUAUGGGGGUCAUAUUGCCUCCUCUGGAGUUCACAGAAUGCCUCAGUGACAGUCCGUACUUUCGUGAAAAUCUCCAUAAACAUGAGAGGGAACUCGAAAAAACCAACCAGCACAUUAAGAGGAUUAUCAAAGAAGUCAAGGAUUUGCUCUCUUCUGCCAAACAAUUGGGAAGAGCUCAAAGAUCAUUCGCAGCAUGCCUCAAAGAGUUUACCUUUGAGUGCGUUGGAGGUACUCAGACAGAUGAUGAGCAAGUGAUAUGCGCAUCGCUAAGUAAUUUCGCCGAUCUGAUCAAUCAGAUCGAAGAUGAGAGAGACAGAAUGAUGGAAAAUGCCAACUCUUCUGUGGUAAAACCUCUCGAGGAGUUUCGCAAGAAGUACAUAGGUGGCGCUAAAAUGGAAAAGAAGAAAUUCGAAAAGCAAACCGCCAAAUUUUGCCAAAACCAAGAACGCUAUCUCAAUUUAACUACGAAGAAGACCAAUUCCCUGCAAGAGGCCGAUGCAUCAGUCGAUAUGGCUGAGCGCCAUUUUUAUGCCGCAAGCAUGGACUACGUCUACUUGAUCCAGGAGGUACAUGAAAGAAAAAAGUUCGAAUUUGUCGAGACUCUGCUAACUUUCGUCUAUGCUUGGUUCACCUUCUACCAUCAGGGAUAUGAAUUGAAAAAAGACUGCGACCCCUAUUGGAAGGACCUGCAACAGAAAAUCCAGAAGACCAGAAACAAUUUCGACGAUUUCAGCCAAAUACUGAAGAAACGAAUGUCUGAAGUACAGAAACAGGAUGAGCCGAUCAGAAAUGCCAAGGGCUGUAGAGAAGGAUAUUUGUUUUUGCUCGAGAAAAAGGCUUUUGGUACAACUUGGACGAAACACUACUGCAACUACGAUAAGGACACAAAAAUAUUCAGUAUGCUCCCUUAUAAUCAGCUUACGACUAAGUCUCUUCCCCCACCUGACAAAAUGGUACUGACUACUUGCGUCAGAAGGAUGUCAGAUUCGAUAGAGAAGAGAUUUUGUUUUGAUAUACAUUCUGAUGAUAAGCCAGGAGCUACAUUCACUUUCCAGGCACUAUCUGAGCAAGACAGGAAAGCUUGGAUGGAUAUCAUGGAUGGAAAGGAACCAACUUAUACAAUUCCUAGCAAUAAUGCCAACAAAAUUCCGAAUUCAGAAGAAAGGGUUCUAGACGAGACUGGUAUCCAGUUUGUAAAAAAAUGUAUAGAAGUACUGGAAAGCAGAGGAUUGGAAGAACAAGGCAUUUACAGGGUCGUGGGCGUUAGUUCUAAAGUCAACAAGCUGUUGAACAUGGGUCUGGACAGGAGGAAAAGCGAAAAACUGUCACUGGAAGAUCCGCUGGAAUGGGAGACGAAAACCAUAACCAGUGCCCUCAAGACCUAUCUCAGAAACCUUCCCGAGCCUCUGAUGACGUAUCGGUACCACAACGGGUUCAUAGCGUCAGUCAAGAGCGAAUCGAAGCAGACUAGGAUACAUGACGUUCAUAUAUUAUUAUACAGGCUACCCAAGACUAAUUUCGAAGUUCUGAAGAUCCUGAUCAAACACUUGACAAACGUGGUAUCCAAAUGCGACAAGAACCUGAUGACGGUCAGCAACCUGGGCGUCUGCUUCGGCCCCACCCUGCUGCGCCCUGAAGAGGAAACCGUCGCCUCCAUCCUCGACCUCAAGUUCUACAACAUCGUCGUCGAGAUCCUCAUCGACAACCACCAGCGGCUGUUCUUCCGGGAGCCGGACACCGAGCCACCCAAACCGGUCAACGCCAACGGUGGACAUCCGGCGAACAAACCCGCCAACGGUGGGCAGCUGGUCAACUUGAACGGGCCGACCAAUCAGAACAGAGAGAGCAUAUACGGGUCGCCCAACAACCAUCUGCCCACGUACGCGGAGGAGGGCAGCCGACCGUACGCGAGCAACGGGCAGCCGAGGAUCGCGACGAAUUAUAGGGGAUAUUCGCAGCCGUACACUUGCACGGUAACGUCGUACAUAGAGCCGCCCAUCUCGUCUAGCAUGUACAGCGUGCACGAGCCGAGCAACGGCGGCAGCGGCGGCGGAUACGGCGGCGGCGGCAGACAACCCGCUAUCUCGCGACGUUUCGAGCAUUUAGCACCGGCCGCGGCCUCCCGCUCCGAGACGCAUCUGCCCGCCUUGCAGAGCUACAGCCCGACCAAUCUCCGGUCCUACACCAGACUCGAUCCAAAUAGCACAAGUAGUUCUAAUGAAUCGCUGUCUUCCACCUCACGGGACGGCAACAUCAUCGUAGGCGGCACACCAAAGAAAAACGAGAGGUCUUCCAUUUAUUUGGCCUAUCCAAAGAGCUACAAAUCGCCAGGAUUUGUGACGCAGCAUUCUUCUUCCUCUUUAAUUACUAACACAUCGCCUGGGAGGGCUAGUCCGAUACUAAACAGAGUAAGGCGAGUGAGAACUUUAUAUGCCUGUUUAGGUGAAAAUGAUGGAGAACUUUCCUUUGAACCAAACCAGAUAAUCACCAAUGUCCGCACCUCCCCGGAACCGGGCUGGCUGCAGGGCACCCUCAACGGCAAGACCGGCCUCGUGCCCGAAAACUACGUGGAGGUGCUGCCCUGACCGAGCGCCGGCUCUCUAUCCAAGCUCUCCACCGCGCUGCGCUACGGCCUGAGCAGAGCGCUGCAUCUGGACGGCGCGCCGCAGCCGCCCGACGUGACUCGCGACGUUGCCGGUUGGUGCGCGCGCAGGCAGAGCGCGGACGGGGCGGCUGCCCGGGCGGUCAUGGUCAGGCAGGGUAGCGUCGAGAGAAAGAGCUCGACUUGAACGGUGACCGUGUGGGGGGUACGGAAGGGAGGGUAGAACGAUGAGAGGAAACAUGGUGGGCCCACUUCUCACUUAAUCAAUUAUUGUUUCGUCAGACUGGUACUGGAUGCGAACAUUCCAACAAAUUAUAGUUUGGUAAAGGUGGAUUUAUGCAGCUACAUUUAACAAUUUUCAAGAAACUUUUUUCAAGUGACAAUUAUUUUCAAUCAACUAGUGAUAAAAUAUGGCCAUUUAUGCAUACCCAAUUAAUAAGCGCACAUGCCCGAAGUCUGGGCUAUCAAAACAAUAAUCUCACAAAUUGAGCUACUUUUCUUCACAAUUAUGUUAUUGACUGCCAAUUUUUCUAUGUUGAAACUAUUUCAGGUUCACUUUCAUUAUCUGUCAGAUAAAAGGUCUCACCAAACUCACGCUGUCUCUGUCAAUUGAUGAAACUUAUCCGCGGUCAACGGCCUACUAGUUGUGCACUAGAAUUAAAUUAAAGUAAGAACAUUAAAAGCUGAAAUUUGGCCAACUUCUUACUCGUUUUUUUUUUCAGGUAUUUUGAGAAUCUCUCCUUGUUUCUAUAAAAAUAUCAGUGAUAUCAGAUUUGCCCCAAAAUGUCACUGCCACUAUGUUCAGAAAAUGUUCCUAUCAGACAGCCUGAAAGAAAAAUUCAAACGAUUGUCAGUGACACUUGUGUGUAAAAACUGUAAAUAAUAUUCAUCAAAUUUUUGGAACUUAUUAUACUUUCCAAUUAUUUUCAGAUACCAGUGUUUACACUUCUCAUACUCACAAUAGACGACAGUAUUUAUUCUUACUUGUUAAUUGAUAAUUGCUAAAUGAUUAAUGUUACUUGAUGAUUGUCAAAUGUUGCUGCAUAAAUCCUGGCUUUCUGAAUUUUUAGCAACUGCGAGAGUUCAUUUGGGACCCAAUAUCCAUUGUAAAUAGUGUAUGCUUAGGGUCAGUCACUUUUUCGUUCAUUACAUACAGGGUGUGUCAUAAUUCUUGGAGUAUCAUAAUGUGUUCCAGUUUUAUGUUUCAAAAUUUACGGGAACACGAAUUCUACAUACAAGACGUUUCAGAUUUACCACUACUGUGGAAAAACACAUUGUUCUUAUUGUACUCCUUCAAGCAUUAGCUUUUCUGGAUUAAAUUUACCAUCUAUAUACAUAUAUUUAUCUAUCUAUCAGUUUGUGAACAUUCCAAGAGAUAACAUCCAGGUGUUGGUUAACAAAAUGUGACUAGCCUUCCAUACAUAAUUCAUUUGAAUUUUCUUAUUGGUGAGGGGUUU